Lagopus leucura (white-tailed ptarmigan) is the source of this 345-nucleotide messenger RNA. RefSeq names its product EMI domain-containing protein 1-like. The record is from RefSeq and is a predicted model, not a curated record. The annotation marks the transcript as partial. The transcript is spliced from 3 exons. Lineage: Eukaryota; Metazoa; Chordata; Aves; Galliformes; Phasianidae. Gene Ontology annotation, molecular function: protein binding.
CGGAACGAAGCAUGGAGGGCCUCUCCCGGGGGGGGCACCGCUGCCCGCCCCUGCCUCUGGCGAUGGGGUUGUGCUGCUGCCUGCUGCUGCCGCCCGCUGCCGGCUCCUGGAGCGUGCAGCCCCGCAGUAAUUGGUGCUCCUACACGGUGACGAGGACGGUGACGUGCCUGGUGCAGAAUGGCACCUCCCUGCAGCGUGUCUUCCAGGGCUGCCGCUGGCCGCCGGGCUGCGGAGGGGGCAGCUAUCGCACCGUCAUCCGGCCUGCGUAUCGAGUGGCCUACAGGACGCUGACGGCGCUGGAGUGGAAGUGCUGCCCUGGGCACAGUGGGGCCAACUGUGAGGAAG